CACAUGCAGCACCACAACCCACAACAACAACAUCACCAUGUUCAGCAACAAACACAUGUCGUCCAGGAAGAGGAAGAAGAGAGAGUAGAGGAAUCUUCUGAGGAUGAAGCUGUCGAUCGAGGUGUUCAAGAAGACAUGGACAAACUACAGACCGACUUUCCUGGCUUCCGCAAUCGGUACCGUCUGAUCAAGCGCAUCGGCGAAGGAACAUUCUCAACCGUGUACAAGGCCGAGGACAUUAUGUAUGACCACUACGACAACAGUUGGGACUACGAAGACGACUCGUCAAAGUGGACGCCACCUCCAAACGCAAAACCAAGCAGCCCUGUUCAGCGACCCCGUCGCAAGGCACGAUACGUCGCCAUCAAGAAGAUCUACGUCACCUCCAGCCCUUCCCGAAUCCUCAACGAGCUCGAGCUACUCCACGACCUCCGCCAAUGCCCUUCUGUAUGCCCCCUGAUCACCGCCUUCAGACACACCGACCAGGUCGUCGCCAUCCUCCCAUACUUUCGUCACGGGGAUUUCCGCGCCUACUUUCGCGACAUGACCAUUCCUGAGAUCUCGAUAUACCUCCGCGAGCUUUUCACUGCUCUCAAGAGCGUACACGACCACAAGAUUCUCCACCGAGAUAUCAAGCCCACCAACUUCCUCUACGAUCCUACCACCCAGCGGGGCGUCCUCGUCGAUUUUGGUCUCGCCGAACGAGAAGGUUCUGAUAACAAGCCCUGUCUCUGUAACGAGAGUAGGGAAGUGCGCAAACAGCGCCAGACCAACUCAGUGUGGGCUCAAAACUCGACGAACCCUCAGCCUGGAUACCCCAAGUCCGAUACUCGAUCCUCCCGCCGAGCCAACCGUGCAGGAACUCGAGGUUUCCGAGCCCCCGAAGUUCUGUUCAAGUGCACAGAGCAAAAGACAUCUAUCGACAUUUGGUCCGCGGGUGUCAUCCUUCUCACUAUCAUGUCGAAGCGUUUCCCCUUCUUCAACUCGGCCGACGACGUGGAUGCCAUGAUCGAGAUAGCAACCAUCUUUGGCUCCAAGCGCAUGAAGGCUGCGGGUCUCCUACACGGAUGCGUCUUUGAGACCAGCCUUCCCACAAUUGGCCAAGGCGGUUUCUCAAUGGAAAAGAUUAUCCUCUGGAGCACAUGUCGAGGAGAGGACAAGCCACUGACGCCGGAUGAAAAGAUGGCUAUCAGCUUUCUUGAAGCUUGCAUGGAGCUGGAUCCUGGCAGGAGGAUAACGGCAGAGGAAGCGUUGAGACAUGACUUCCUC
Fusarium vanettenii 77-13-4 is the source of this 1269-nucleotide messenger RNA. RefSeq lists its product as uncharacterized. Lineage: Eukaryota; Fungi; Ascomycota; Sordariomycetes; Hypocreales; Nectriaceae. Gene Ontology annotation, molecular function: ATP binding; protein serine/threonine kinase activity. The annotation marks the transcript as partial. The record is from RefSeq and is a predicted model, not a curated record. Gene Ontology annotation, biological process: mitotic DNA damage checkpoint signaling; protein phosphorylation. The transcript has 2 exons. Gene Ontology annotation, cellular component: nucleus.